Dentiscutata heterogama is the source of this 422-nucleotide messenger RNA. The record is from the annotation of a GenBank genome assembly. NCBI's taxonomy places the organism in Eukaryota, Fungi, Glomeromycota, Glomeromycetes, Diversisporales, Gigasporaceae.
CAAAAUUGGACUUAGAAAAAACUCUGUCUAGAGAAAGAGAUGAAUUGACACAGAUAAAGGAUGAUUUAGUUUCAGCACAAAAAGCAUUAUCUGAGAAAGAUUUCCUCCUUCAAGAAGCUAAUGCUUGUUUAGCAGAGCAGAUUUCGAAAGCAUCUAGUGAGACCAAUAGGGUGAUUGGAGGUAUUAGUGGACUGGAGAAAGAUGUCUCCAAGAUAGCUGGCCGAUAUACUGAUGAUGUAAAGGGCGCAUCUAUGGUUAUUAAUAGCUACCUCCGUAAAGGUGAGUUUGUUGUAUUUGAUCUCAGUAGACCAGAGGAUGAUCCUCUCGCAAUUCAACUAAGGUUUGAUACUCUAUUGAACUUGCAGAAGGAAAUUGAGGCGAGGCAGAAGUACAAGGAAAAAAGUACCUCACCUAAUAAAUAG